UUAUUGAGAAAGCUGAACUAAAUUCAUCCUCAGUCUUGUCGGCCUAAAUCGAAUUCACCCAGUCUUUUCGGUCUAAAUCGAUCUGGCACAUUGUUAGUACUCCUGCUACGUACUAUGUUUCUAGUAGCCCACAAGAUCUAGCCCAGUCCAAACCUUUCGAUCCGUGGUGUGUUGGAUCUGAACCCAAGCUCCGAGUCGCUUUCGGGGUGGGCAUUCUCCUCUUCGUCUUCGGUUGCAAGAAAGAAAAAGCAUCAUGGACGGCUUCCCCAAGAGCGUCGGCGGUGGCGGCCCUAACAUUCCGGCGGGAUCCCACCCCGCAGGCGGGAGCCAGGCGGCGGCAGGAGGAGGCGCGACGCAGCGGACGCAGUAUCCGUAUGUGACUGGUAAUUCAGUCAUUGCCUUGAAAUACAAGGAUGGUGUGAUCAUGGCAUGUGACACUGGAGCCUCUUAUGGAUCAACUUUGAGAUACAAGAGUGUGGAACGCAUUAAGGCAGUUGGCAAGCAUAGCAUCAUUGGAGCAAGCGGAGAGUUCAGUGACUUCCAGGAGAUUUUGCGCUAUUUGGAUGAACUAACUCUGUCUGAUCAUAUGUGGGAUGAUGGAAACUCGCUGGGCCCCAAAGAGAUCCACAGCUAUUUGACAAGAGUGAUGUACAACCGGCGCAACAAGUUUGAUCCUCUCUGGAACUCACUUGUACUUGGUGGGGUGAAAAAGGGUCCAAAGGGUGAUGAGAAGUAUCUUGGGAUGGUUAACAUGAUUGGUACCCACUUCGAGGAAAACCAUGUCGCUACUGGAUUUGGAAAUCAUAUGGCAAUCCCGAUACUCCGUGCUGAAUGGCGCGAUGAUAUGACUUUUGAAGAAGCUGUUAAGCUGGUUGAGAAGUGCUUGGUGGUCUUGCUGUACCGAGACAGAUCAUCUAUCAACAAAUUCCAGAUUGCCAAGAUCACAAGUGAAGGAUCAACCAUCUACCCACCAUAUUCCUUGAAGACCUACUGGGGCUUCACUCACUUCGAAAACCCAGCCCAGGGCGCUGUGGGAUCAUGGUAGAUUUAUGCUCUGCAUGCCGCGUAUCAUGCCAUGAACUUAGGGGAGAGCAAUCUGUGCUGCUGAAAUCAAAACCCUUGUGAACGUUUGUUCUGAACAUAACUGGAACUCUGCAUUUGCUUGUAUGACAUGCGUAUGGUUCAGGAAGUUUAAUUCCAAUAUUUGGUCACUAAAAAUGGAUUGUGCGGUUGUGUUCUCAGAUGCCGUUUUUGUGUUGAUUGUGCUAUGUGGAGAACUUGGAAUGCUAACUCUGUUUUUUUUU
Zea mays is the source of this 1304-nucleotide messenger RNA. RefSeq names its product proteasome subunit beta type 4. NCBI's taxonomy places the organism in Eukaryota, Viridiplantae, Streptophyta, Magnoliopsida, Poales, Poaceae. The record is from RefSeq and is a predicted model, not a curated record. Gene Ontology annotation, cellular component: proteasome core complex. The coding region runs from base 254 to 1045 and encodes 263 amino acids. The transcript is spliced from 7 exons.